Molecule: messenger RNA, 1221 nt
Organism: Otolemur garnettii (small-eared galago)
Lineage: Eukaryota; Metazoa; Chordata; Mammalia; Primates; Galagidae
Gene: TCFL5
Product: transcription factor like 5
Exons: 5
Coding region: 48-968 (306 amino acids)
Biological process (GO): regulation of DNA-templated transcription; spermatogenesis
Cellular component (GO): nucleus
Molecular function (GO): RNA polymerase II cis-regulatory region sequence-specific DNA binding; protein dimerization activity; DNA-binding transcription factor activity, RNA polymerase II-specific
Source: RefSeq, a predicted model, not a curated record
GAGCGGUGUGUAUUGUAAAGUUGAGCCACUGCCCAACGAAUCUAACCAUGGACAGCAUCUCAGGCAUCAUUCCUCACGGUGUGUGGGUUUUCUUUUGUCUUGGCAGUUUGGUAACCCUUAUUCGACAUCCAUCUGAGUUGAUGAAUGUUCCUCUUCAUCAGCAACAAAACAAAUGUACAACAUUAGUGAAAAAUAAAACAGCUGCUGCGACUACUGCUUUGCAGUUCACGUACCCACUGUUUACGACAAAUGCUUGCUCUACUGGUGGAAAUUCUAAUCUUUCACAAACGCAGAGUUCUGGUAACUCAUGUUCUAUACUUGAAGCUGCCAAGCACCAGGAUAUUGGAUUGCCUAGAGCAUUUUCUUUCUGUUAUCAGCAAGAAAUUGAAUCUACUAAACAGACCUUAGGUAGUAGGAACAAAGCUUUGCCGGAGCAGGUUUGGAUCAAAGUGGGAGAAGAAGCGCUAUGUAAACAAGCAAUAAAUAAGAGGAAUCGGAGUAGAAUACGUCAGUUGGACACAAACGUAGAACGAAGAGCCCUUGGAGAGAUUCAGAAUGUGGGCGAAGGCUCCACAGCCGCACAGGGGGCUUGGCAGUCCUCGGAGUCCUCACAGUCGAACCUGGGGGAGCAGGCCCAGAGCGGGCCCCAGGGAGGAAGGUCACAGCGUAGGGAGAGGCAUAACCGAAUGGAGAGAGAUAGAAGGCGCAGAAUCCGCAUUUGUUGUGAUGAGUUGAAUCUUUUAGUCCCAUUCUGCAAUGCCGAGACUGAUAAGGCAACCACUCUGCAGUGGACCACAGCAUUCCUGAAGUAUAUUCAGGAAAGACAUGGAGAUUCUCUUAAAAAGGAAUUUGAGAGUGUAUUUUGCGGUAAAACUGGCAGAAGGCUAAAGCUGACCAGACCAGACUCCUUGGUGACCUGCCCUACACAGGGGAGUCUACAGAGUAGCCCCGCGAUGGAGAUCAAGUGAUCGGACUGAACUGCAAUCCCUCGAAAUCUAAACCUGUUCUCUGCAAUCCUGGAACUCCGCUCUGAUAGUCUGACUCGAGAGGGACACACCUCAAGUUGAUGGGACUCCAGUAAGGACUUUGAGAGCACAUUUUGUAAAAAUAUUUAUCUAGAACAAAAUAUUUAUCCACUAAUGUCCUCUUAGACCAUUUGGGGAUAACGACAUCUUGAUAAUUAGUAAUUUUUCAAUUAUCUGUCUGAUUCCAUCAUGUUUU